AUGCCAAAAGUAUAUAAGCCAGAUCCGCGCGGCAAGCGUUAUCAAAAACCUAACAAAUCUGAUUUAGCUAAUGCUGUUGCUGCUGUCAAACUCAAGAAGAUGUCCUACAGAGAAGCUGAGUCAGUUUACGGUAUAAAUUAUUCUGUUAUUUACAGACAUGUUAAAAACCCGGAGAUCAAAACACAAGGAGGCCAAACAUCACUUUCUAAAGAAGAAGAGAAUUUAAUUGUAUCAGGUAUUUUGUUUUGCGCUAAAUGGGGUUAUCCGAUUGGCAGAUUCGAUUUAAGAUUAUUAGUUAAUGGAUAUCUUGAACGCCGGGGAAAAAAAGGUUAA
This is a messenger RNA of Macrosiphum euphorbiae (potato aphid), 333 nucleotides long. NCBI's taxonomy places the organism in Eukaryota, Metazoa, Arthropoda, Insecta, Hemiptera, Aphididae. The record is from the annotation of a GenBank genome assembly.